Cuculus canorus (common cuckoo) is the source of this 1203-nucleotide messenger RNA. Its product is annotated as RNA-binding E3 ubiquitin-protein ligase MEX3C-like. NCBI's taxonomy places the organism in Eukaryota, Metazoa, Chordata, Aves, Cuculiformes, Cuculidae. Gene Ontology annotation, molecular function: RNA binding. The coding region runs from base 103 to 1203 and encodes 366 amino acids. The transcript has a single exon. The record is from RefSeq and is a predicted model, not a curated record.
AAAGUAAAAGCUCUAAGGACCAAGACAAAUACUUAUAUUAAGACCCCUGUUCGUGGAGAAGAACCCAUCUUUGUUGUCACUGGACGAAAAGAGGAUGUAGCCAUGGCCAAAAGGGAAAUUCUCUCAGCUGCUGAACACUUCUCCAUGAUCAGAGCAUCACGCAACAAGAACAAUCCUGCCCUGGAAGGCUUGCUAUGUGCCCCCAACCUGCCAGGUCAGACAACAGUCCAAGUCAGGGUGCCUUACCGUGUAGUUGGGCUAGUGGUUGGACCUAAAGGAGCUACAAUCAAAAGAAUUCAGCAGCAGACUCAUACCUACAUAGUCACUCCCAGCAGAGACAAGGAGCCUGUCUUUGAAGUGACAGGAAUGCCUGAAAAUGUUGACCGUGCGCGUGAGGAGAUAGAGAUGCAUAUAGCCAUGCGUACUGGGAACUACAUAGAGCUGAACGAAGAGAAUGAUUUCCAUUACAAUGGUAUGGAUGUGAGCUUUGAAGGAGGCACUUUUGGAUCUGCAUGGCUUGCUUCUAAUCCUGUUUCUCUUAGCUGCAUCAGAAUGGCUUCUAAUUAUAGAAAUGAUAGCUCCAGCUCCUUGGGAAGUGGCUCCACAGAUUGCUAUUUUGGAAGCAAUAGAUUGGCUGACUUCAGCCCAGGCAACUCCUGGUUUGGAGAAACACUGCCUUCAGUGGGCACGGAAGACCUCAUGGUUGACUCUGCCACAUAUGACUCCUUUCCAAUGCCUUCCCAAAACAUUUGGACUCCUUUUGAACCUGUAAACUCUCCCUCCAGCUUUGAUAGUGACCCAGCUAGUAAUGUCAAGCCUUGGUGCCGAGGGAGCCAACCACCUACUCCUUGUCUGUCACCCACAUUUCUGGAAAGUCUGGAUCACCCACUGGCUGGUAGAGUGAGGAGUGACCCACCUAGCACUGGCCACCAAGCUGGCCUUCCCAUAUACAUCCCUACCUUCUCCAAUGGUACCAACAGCUAUUCCUCUUCUAACGGUGGCUCCACCUCUAGCUCACCCCCUGAGUUGAGACGGAAGCAAGACUGCAUGAUCUGCUUCGAGAGCGAAGUCAUUGCAGCUCUCGUCCCCUGUGGCCACAAUCUCUUCUGCAUGGUGUGUGCCAACAAAAUCUGUGAAAAGGAAAUGCCAUUAUGUCCUGUUUGUCAGACAACAGUUACUCAGGCAAUCCAAAUUCACUCUUAA